Messenger RNA from Dacryopinax primogenitus, 363 nucleotides. RefSeq lists its product as uncharacterized. The coding region runs from base 1 to 363 and encodes 120 amino acids. NCBI's taxonomy places the organism in Eukaryota, Fungi, Basidiomycota, Dacrymycetes, Dacrymycetales, Dacrymycetaceae. The transcript has 3 exons. The record is from RefSeq and is a predicted model, not a curated record.
AUGAAAGUCAAGGAAAGCAUUGUGAAUGUUGGAAGACUGGUGAGCAAAUGUCCUAUGGAGGAGACCAGUGGUUCAGACUCUGGGGAUGAAUUCCUGAGGGAAGAGCUUGGAGCUCUUGUAGAUGUGUUGGUUGAUCGUGCUGAGGCUGAUGCAGUCACAUUGGCUGCCUGGGAGAGCACAAGGUCUGAUGCUGGAUCUCCAAUGGCAAAACCAAUCACCAUGCUGGAUCAUGUAUGGGCAUAUGUUGAUACUGAAGAUGAGACCCUUAAGUUCUUGAACUUAUUGUCAGUUGCCUCACCUAUGAACAGAGUUGAUGUAGUGCCCAAGAUCCAUCCUCCAGGUGUCCUUGGUGCAGAGGGGUGA